UAAUAUGUUUAUCUCAUCUCAAUUGUUUACAGUUAUGUGUUGUUUUUUGGUUUAAAGAGCUUUGUUUUUUGGUUCCGCCUAAGUUAUUUGUACAUAAAAAUAGGAUAAUGGAAAUUGGAUAUUUACAAGAAGUAAAAGCAAUAAUUAAAUCGCUUGUGAUUUCAUGUCCUAAAGCAAUUACGAUUGAUGAACUUAAUCGGGACUAUAGGAACAUUGAGGGCCAACGAAUACCUUAUCAUAAGCUUGGCUUCCAAACAUUAGAGUCGUUCCUUCGUUCUAUUCCUGAUACAGUUAAUGUUUACGGAAGUGGGCCUUCAGCUUCUGUAGGUAUUGUUCUCAAUGAAAAAUCUGCUCAUAUACAUAAGAUGGUAAAUGAGCAAAAAAAGACAAGAAAUAAACCAAAGUCGUCAAAAGAAAAAAUAAUGCCAGUAAAUGCUUCUUAUUUUGAUAAACCACAUUCUGCAGGACAGAAAGUACAAAUAAGUUCUAAGAAAAUAAGCAAUAAUACUCUUCCUUCAAGUAAUAUUCGUCUCAGUCAUUUUAUAUCACGCAGUGGCCCGCGGAACACGAUAAUAAAGUGUCAAGCGCUUGACACUUCGAAGUUUAUGGUUAAAAGAGUUGAACAAAAACCAAUACAAUUUUCUGGGCAAAGCUUUCCUGAUGAUGUGAAGGAAAUCAACAAACCUUUACAUUUGAUGCCUGGAAACAACCUACAAAGCAACAAAUCCAUACAUAAAAUAUCUGAAACAAUUCCACAAGUCAAACAUGAAACAAUUUCACAUUCUGAGGUAGAGCAAAAUAUUAUUUUGGGCAGAUCUCCAUUAACACAACUAAAGCAAGAUGAAUAUUUAUGGAAAAUCUUCGGUAUGUGUGAAAUACGUGAUGAAGUUGAUGUAGAUUCAUCAAGGAAUAGAACUGUAGAAAACGGAAAACAAAAUUUCACAACUGAAAUUUCAAAUAAUAACGAGAACAGAGAUGAACUAUCUGUUAGAAACGUUUUUAAACCGUUGUCAUUAAAAAAUUCUCUUGAAAAAAGUCACAUAGAUGACAUUGAAGAAGCAGUCCCAGCCUUUGCAGCUAAUAGCCUAGUAUUCCGAAUGGAUUUUCCGGAAAAUACUAUGACCUUCGGUAAGAAGAUCCCCCCUUAUAAAAUUUCGGACCAAAUUAUUCGAGGUUCUAUCAUUGGAAUUUUUAUAUCAGAGAUUCACAGUCCUUACAAAUUUUGGUUUCAUAUUUACAAAAAACACCAUGAAUUGGAUGAACUAAUGCUUCAAAUUGAACGAUUUUAUACAUCACUGGAACCUGAAAUAUUCUGUAUACCUAGUGUUUGUGUAUGUCCUGGCCAAGUGUGUGCAGCUCUUUACAAAGGACUAUGGCAUCGUGCAGAAAUUUUGACUUCAGUUAUUGGGAAUAAAGCAAAGGUCUUCUUUGUAGAUUAUGGCACCGUUUCGAAUGUACCUGUUAGCAACAUAAAAUUUCUCUUGACCUCGUUCGCAAGAUUGCCAAAGCAAGCUAUUCGCGGAUCAUUGUCCCAUAUUUGUCCCAAUAAUUAUCACUGGAGCCCGGAAUCAAUCCAAUAUUUUUUGUCCCUGUCUUCUGAGUUAAUGCUCUAUGGUCAAGUCUCAGAGAUCAAUGAAAAGAAACGCAUAAUUCACAUGGUCUUAUGUGAUUCGAAUCGAAAUGAAGUUUUACAAAUUAAUAGAGAGUUGGUGGAAAAAGGAUUUGCUUUUUACGAUGAACAAUGGUUGAAAUCUGAUAAGGAUGAGCUGCGAACACAUCAUCUUCGUGAAGAUUUUCCUACGUUUUCUAUGCUCGAAAUGGGCGAAUAUCCUUCGUUGGCUGAGCUAGUUGACCUUAAAAAUAAAGGUAUUGACUAUGAAAGAAUCACAGAUCACCAUGUGUUUCAUCCGGGUAGAUUGGAUCUUCAAGAAAAUGUGCCUGAUGAAAUCCGUAGACUUCCUUUUCAAUUGCUUACAACAAAUCCUUUUAGACAGGAUAUUUAUUUACAACUGAAACAUUUGUUAUAAGAAUUUAUAAAAAGAUGUUUGUAUGUAUCUUAUUUGAAGUUAUUUGUUGAUUAUAACACUUCUGAGAUAUAGUUCUGACUACCCAAUUUACUUUUAAAAAAUAUAUGUUUUUUUUUUUGAAUAUUUUUCAUUAUUCGGGACUCUGUUCAACUCGGUCUUAUAUGCCUGCUUAUUAUAGCAUCAUUAUUUCUAAUAUUUUAUAUUUAUUCACUAUUCUAUAUUCUGUUCAAUAUUGUAUGUUUAUUUAUAAAACUUUAUAUGCUGACAUACAUGUACGGCUUAAAUGCAGAAUGCAGCCCAUUGAGUUGAAACAAAAAAUAAAAUAAAAGUGAGUAAGUUUAUAUUAUUCGUAUGUGCUAUAAAUGG
Molecule: messenger RNA, 2393 nt
Organism: Bactrocera dorsalis (oriental fruit fly)
Lineage: Eukaryota; Metazoa; Arthropoda; Insecta; Diptera; Tephritidae
Gene: tej
Product: tudor domain-containing protein 5
Exons: 9
Coding region: 108-2027 (639 amino acids)
Biological process (GO): spermatogenesis
Source: RefSeq, a predicted model, not a curated record